Triplophysa dalaica is the source of this 11037-nucleotide messenger RNA. It is a transcript of the gene cep350, whose product is annotated as centrosomal protein 350. Gene Ontology annotation, cellular component: centrosome. Gene Ontology annotation, biological process: microtubule anchoring. Lineage: Eukaryota; Metazoa; Chordata; Actinopteri; Cypriniformes; Nemacheilidae. The record is from RefSeq and is a predicted model, not a curated record. Gene Ontology annotation, molecular function: microtubule binding.
GCGAACUUCCGGGAACAGUUGUUUGGAUAAUGGCGGACCGUCAAAUUUAGCCAACGGUCUUCUUAACUUAUCAUUUAAGCCGGGAAACGGACACCAAAAGGCGGGUAGUGGGCACCGUAUACUUUUAGGUUUAGUGUUGUUCAGAAUCUCCAGGUGACCGAUGUGUCCAGCAGUCUGGAAUAAAAAGAGCACUCAUGUAUCUCUGAAUAAAGCUGCUGGAAGGUUGGCAUAGCGAUGUGGAGUCGCUUGCAAAGUGAGGCUGGGCCGGCAGCCGGCGUCUCCUCCCAGUCUGUCCUUGCUGGGCCAGACAACAGGAGAGAGAUAUCACAUGCCUGGAAUAGUCUAAACCAGACCAAGGCAGCAUUACGUCACAUUGAGAACCGUCUGGAGGCAGCACCAGGUACAGGAGUGCUUCUGGAUUCGGUGCUGGAAACAAAAAAAUCAUCUGUUAGUGGCAGACGGAAAAUAAGACGCAGAGAUGGGCAUCAUAUGGAGGAAAGUGGGUCCAAGUCCAGAACCCGGAGUCGUCGUAGUCCAGACAAAAGUUCCCGCAGUCCCCUAAGGAACAGCACUCUGGACAACAACACCAUGAGGCCCAGCGCUGUGGAGUUCAGAGAACCACUCGCUUCAUACAGGGAAGCAUCUCCACUGCCAGUGUCACAGACCCACUCUGAACCAGACGCCCUGUUGUUACCAACGGAGAUGGGCGUCUCUCACCCAGAUCUUUCUUUAAGCCAACUGAUUUGUCAGCAGGACACCAGAGACAUGCAGAAUGCAGAGCUGGACAGCACACGCUCCUCAGCAGUAGACAGCACAUCUGUACGCUACCUCAACGAUCUGUCUGCUCUCAGUGCUAUUCAUGAGCCAGAUCCACCCACGUCAUUGUCAGAGGUUAAGCCCAGAACACACUUACAGGGUGAGACAUCUUGUGCUUCCUCAGCGUCCAGCCCGGGCUCUGUCUCACAGCGGUUGGAGAGCCUCCGACGGUGGCUACCUAAUGAACAACUUAAUGAAAAAAUCUGCAGACAUAUGGGACAUUUGGAAGAAACGUCAAAUAGGAAUAACCUGCGGGGGUAUCUAGAGCAGCCUGUGGGAAUUGGGGCAGCGGGACACACUACUGUACCCACUGUAAAAGUUCGUAAAGUGGCCCGAGCUCCUCCGGCACCCAUUUAUAAAGGAUUUAACACCAGUGAGACGAAGAUUCGCACACCUAAUGGGAAAGUGUGGGCAGAAGAGGACAUCCAGAGCUUUAGCCGGGAAAUAUACAAAGACCUUACACAACGUCUCACAGCAGACAGCACAAAACCAAAGCAGAGAUCUGCAGAGCUAGAGAGGACAAAAGAGAAAAAAACAUCCAAACCUGUCAGGAAAGUGCACAGGUCUUCUUCAGCACCAGACUCGAACGCUAAACCAGCGAUCAGCACGUCAGCAUGGCGAGAUGGGCAGAAGCUAGUGAAGAUGAUGCUUGGGCCUGCGCCACGGAUACCCAGCGAGCCUCGGGCACAGUCCACAGAGAGACAGACGAGAACAGACCCUGCCCUUCGGUCCGCCUCUGAUACUCGUCUGGAGCGGGGUCGACGUUCAAGACCCAACAGCACAGAAAAACCUUGCAAUCAAGAACUUCCCAUGGAGCCGGCUGGGCUCUCCAGAUCAGCAGGGGGAGCUAGAGGAAUGUCUCCCAGUACUGACCUGCUCUCCGCUGACAUCCGUAGCAUUCUAGAUGACCUGCAGUUAGGAGAUGGAAGCAGCAGGACGGUGGAGCCCAGGGUACGUUCCUCAACUCGGGUGUCCCGCAGUACCAGUCCUGCCAAGACGGCCAAGAGGGCAGAACAGCUUGAGCAGCCAGUGCAGAAGAAGCGGCACUAUGACGCAGAGGCAGUGCGCAUGUACAUCACUCAGAAACAGGAAGAGCGUAAAAAGCGGCAAGCGGAGGAGAGGAAAGCUCAGAGGGAGGAGGAAGAGAAGAGGAAUAAAAGGUUACAAGAGCUCUAUAGGAGACAAAGAGCAGGGGCCGUAAGGGGCCCAGUUGCACCUGCAGGGCCAAUAAAGAAACGGCUUCAUGAAACCUACACUAAACUACUGCUGGAACAGACUCAGCUCGUGGAAGAGAUCAACGCUGCUGCUGCUGCAGCUGAGGCUGCUGCUGUGACAGAAAUCACACCGAGGCAUAGACCAGCAUAUCAGCCGUCUGGAGAAUCUGAUAAAGAAAACAAAAGACACGAUCGACCUCAGAGCACCACCUCCAGCAGCGAUCUGUCCCUUCCGGAGCAAUACCAGCCCCCGUUCUCUAGGAAUGAGUUGGGAUUUGCAGGGUCAUCCUGGCUUCAGUCUGACCACCGUAAUACUCUAAUAAUGGGCAGCAACUCUUUGGCGCCCCCCUCUGGCCACAUCUUUUCUCAGCUCUUGGAACUUGAUGCAGACCCUUCAAGACCUGAAAGGGGAUCCAGAUCUGCACCUCUUGCAUUUUCUUCAGACACAGGGCGGAAAAUGAGCCGCAUCGAGGCCCUCAAGGCCACCGCUGCCUCACUGUCAAGCCGUAUAGAGAGUGAGGCACGUAAAUUAGCCGGUACCGGAAUAAACUACGGUUGUGCCAGAGAUAUGGGCACAGGUCUUUCGCUCCCAACCGAUCACCGCUGGGCGAUCCCUGUCAGUCCACCUGUCAGAGAGAAUCCAAUAGAUUCUGGGGAUCUGGAGAAGAGGAUUCAAAGACUGCUCGCUGGAGGUCAAAGCACCUAUGAAGAUGCGUUACCAGGUGUGGGCAACCUACACAGCUUCAGGAAGAGGACGUCACAAGGGGACAAACCUCCUCCGAAGGCUGAUGCCCAAGAAGUUGCUUUAGACUCAAGUGGAGGUUCUAUCAGUGAAGGUCCUCUGCUGAGUGAAGGAAGCAUGUCGGAAGAUGAGGAUGCCCUGCAAGAACUGCCCAGUUCCAGUAACAGAGUGGGAAACACAGGAUACAGUGCAGUUCUUCGGAAUGGUGACCCAAUUUCACACUUCCAGAAAGAGGCAGAGAAGCACCUUCCGUUUAGUCCAUCCACUUUGGUACGAGAGAGCAAUGGACCGUGGGAAGAACUUGCCAAAGGGAGCCCACAUAGUGUUAUCAACAUUUUCACCAAGAACAUGCCCAGUUAUGGCAAAAUGUUUGAAGAGAGGGGAGGGAAGAGUUCACCAGCCGUCCGCUCUGGUGCCAACUCAUUGGAUGAAAUGGCUUAUGAGGAUGACUUCAUUUACUCCCGUGGCAGUAGCCAAUCAGCAUCCAAGAGAAGUCCUAACAGCCUCAGUAAUGGCUACGGUCACUUCAGUCCCCUUGAUGAGAUGCUCAGCGGUAGAUCUGCAUGUGAUAAGAGAGGUGGAGAGAGAUCUCACCGUUCACCCAACAUCACACCUCUCUCUUCCCCACACUCUGCCAGCUCAGGAAGCAAAAGAGCCUCAGAAAGGAGCCUGCUGGAGGAGCAUAGAAACACAUUCUCGGCUGUAUCUGAUAUCCCUGCUGAGGGUUUUAACAGGAAUGGCUCAAAGAAAUCAUCCAGUCGCAGCUCUAACAGAAGCAUGGAUACAGACAGCACACUAGGGGGCGCCUCAGUCCACUCCAUCCACAGUCUUUCCUUUGAUGGAAAGAAAUCUCCCAGAAGCCCCAGUGUGACACCUGCUGCUGGUUCUCCAGCCGGCUCUGGUUCUUCACGGCUGUCUCGGGGUGAUGGUACCCCAAUCAAAGGGUCUGCCCAUGGUUUAAGCCCUACACACACUGCCCUGCCUAGUUCCUCCUCAUCCUCCUCUUCAGUCGUCAGAGCUAAAUCCAACCCAUCGUCUCACACCCCCAGAGCAGAGCACAGGACUCCAGCCUCAGCAGAGCUGCAGUUUGCUCCUGGGGUCCUGCAGCAGCGACUGUCUGCCGAGCUCUGUUAUCUGGAAGCGGUAGAAGAGUCAGUGCGACAGCUCAGUGAUGUGGAGAGAGUAAGAGGCGUGUCUCUCGCUCAACAGGAAACGGUUUCACUCGCUCAGAUUCUAAAGUCCCAUCAGCAAAGGCAUGAGCAUGAGCUGAACCUGCUGAGGAUGAAGGCGGAGCAAGAAGCUCUGGAAACACACCGUCAGCUGGAGGAGAGCAGGCAGAGAGCGUCGCGGGCCCAUGCCGAGCUGCAGGAGAGUUUUCUUCAGUCUCAACAGCAGGUGUUAGGAGGCCUCCAUGAGUCCACGAACAAGAUGAUCCAUCAGCAGGCACAGGCUACGCGGCAUACAGCUGAAACGGCUCGACACAUUAAAGAAAUGACUGAACUGGCUCGAUCACAGAUUACAGGAUUAUUGAGUGUUCCUGGCUCCUCUCUUACACCUCUGUGCGACCAGCAAAAACAGCACAACCACAGCCCGAAACAGCUUCAGACAGACCCCCACACGGACAGCUUAAAGAACGAUCCGUCUCGAGACUCAGAGACUGAGACACCACCAGACAGCCUUUCAGGGUCCAUCCCUUCUAGGAGACCCACCAUCAGCGGUGGCGGCAGCAGUAGCACCCAGUUGAGUCCAUCUCGAUCCGAUCAGAAGGAGAAGAGGGAGAAAGACAGAAGCAGCAGCAGUUCAGUGGAGGAUCUGGCUCACACAGCUGCCGAUGAGUCCUUGCGCUCUGACAGCAUUCACAGCCUGCUUGAGGAGAAAGGGGACAGCGCCUCAAUCGCCACAGAGUACUCUGUAAAGUUUGAGGACUCGAUGACUGAGGAUGAGAUCGAGGAAAAAUCAUUCCGCUCUCUACUGCCGUCGGAGGCCCAUCGUCGUGAAUCGCUGGACAGGAAACCCAGUCCUCAUCCUGACUCUGAUGACGACCACCGCCAUGACAGAACCAGCCCCAGAGAGAGUUCAAAGCAGGAUGGCAGCACGCCUUUCUCCAGCGGUCAGGGCAGCUUCUCCAAGUUCACCAUGGACCUGGUGCGUCAAUACAUGAAAGAGGAGGAGGUUCGCGCUCAGCACCAGAAUUCACUGCUUCGUCCGCAGAAAGCCCUCAGAGAAAAGACCAAAGCUGAACUGGCCUGGCUGGAACAUCAAAAGAGGCGUCUCCGAGAUAAAGGAGAAGACGAUAAGAUGCCACCCCUACGUAAAAGACAGAGAGGCCUAAUAAUGAAACUCCAACAGGAACAGGCGGAGAUUAAACGGCUGCAGGAGGCCAAUAAAGCAGCGAGGAGAGAGAGACAGUUGCUCCUCAAACAGCAGGAGGAGAUCGAGAGAAUGAGACACUCGACCCUCAGGUUGAAAGAGCGACUGAAAAAAUCAGGAGACGCAAACCUGGAAUCAUCUGUGUCAGGUGUGGUAGAGGAGUCUGCUCCGCCCAGUGUCAUAGUAACAGAUGCAGAGACACGGAGCCCCUCCCCCAUGUCUGUUUCAGGCAGUGAAACCAGCAGCAUAAUGCAGAAACUGAAAAAGAUGCGCAUUCACAUGGAUGAGAAACACUGCUCUCCUGUCCAUUAUUUCUUCUCUGUCUUCACGGCUCAUCAUUGGGCCUGUCUGUCUGUCUGUCUCCCAAAACUCCACCCCAAAUUCCAGCUCUUUAUCUACAGCCAAUUGGUCAGGUUUCUCACUAAGAGAGAGCAGCAGUUGAUGCAGAGACGCAAACAUGCAGAAGAACUGUUGGAGUGGCGACAGCGUUUGGAUGCAGAGGAAGCAGAUGUGCGACGUAUGGAGAAACAGGCCCUCGCGGCCUGGGAGAAACAGCAGCAGGCACACAGCCGGGAGAGCGAACGCAAAGCAGGCAGUGAGGAUGACUCCCCGGCCUUGUCAGUGUCUAGCGUGCACACAGAUCUGUCUGUUCCAGAGCAGUUGGCCAGUCUUUCUUCAAACCGUCCCCUCUCGGAGGUCCCCUCCCCGCAUAUGCCCAGCAGCCCUGCUCCUGAUAACAUCUACUCACCUGAGUUCCACACUUCAGACAGCAAACAGUCUCCUCAAGGGAAAGCCAGCCUUAGCUCUGUUCGACAUCCAGACAGUAGUCAGACUGGCACUGUCGUGAGUCCCAGCGGAAGCGGCAGUAGGAUGCAGGUGCACUCUGGCUUUAGGAGCAGUGACCCUCACAUCAGUGACCCCCAUUCGGCCACUCUAUCCGAAACCGUAUCAGAUCAGAGUGAUAUUGAGAGCCGCAUUCACGCCCUCAAGGAUGAGCUCCGUAAGCGCAAAACGGUGGUCUACCAGCUGAAGAAAGAGCAGAAGAAAAGACAUAAAGAACGGCUGAAGGCUCAGGAGGCUAGUCUGCUGAAACAGCUCGAGUCAUACAAUGACUUCAUUCAGAAGACCAAGGCUGAGCUGAGUAAAGAGCCUGACAACACUCCAACUACUAAACCCCAGAUUAAAACUCCCACGUCAGGCACUGAAAAGCCUAGAAUAAAACCUCCUCCUCUUCAGAGGCACGAGACUAGCAAAAACUGGAAGAUUGUCACAGAGUCUGAGAAAUCGGUGCCCAUAGAGACAUCAACUGAGAAAGAUGAUGUUGGACCAUCAGAAAAUCACACAUCGCAACUUGAGGACGUUACCUCAGACGAAGAUCCUCCUACUGUUACCCCAACCCCAGUUGUUGGAAGUCCAGAACAUAUGAAUGAUUUGAGGAGCUUGCAGAGUCCAGACUUGCCUAGCCACCAUUUAGAGGAUGCACCUCCACUUAUAGAGCAUUCAGUUAGAACAGGAGCUGGUGACCACCUCUCAGGAGAUGAGAGCUUGGUCUCUAGCCAAAAGUCAGAUAUCAUGGAGGAGCUGGAGUAUGUCCAGUCAGAAGUGUCCGAGAGUGACAUCUCUGACCAGCACUCUGAUCUUUUGCUUAAACUGGAUCUUAAUUCUAAGAUCUUAAAGGAUGUGGACAUUAAAACUGAAGAGGAAAGAUUGUCUGGGAAGGAUGAAGACCCAGCAUUUCAAGUUGUUGGAGAUGUUGGAGAGAACUCCAGAUUUGAAAUGGACACUAUUGCAUCUCCUGCUGAGGAAUCAAAAGAUCUAGACUUCCUGUUAGCUGAGAAGAGUCCGUCAGUCAUGGAUCGUUCAAACACCCCUGAAUUCAUGUUGUCCAAGAAAGACGAUUCACCAAAUAUCAAAGAAACACCGUCUCCUGGUGAUGGCUAUAAUGAUGACUUUGAGUCUUCUUUUGAAUCAUUCAAGGAGGAUAUCCAUGAAUCAAACCCUGCAUCACCUUCUUUUCCAGAGCCCAAGAAUUCGUCUUACAAGUCCCCUACGUACAGUAGCGAAGAGGAAAUUGAAGAAGAACUAAGUAUCCGAUCAGGAAGUACUAAUGAGAGCUUCCAAGCUGAAGGUCAGGCUGACCUGACCUCCAAAGAGGAUGUCUUCAGCCCCUCAAAAUGUCCAACUUCUCCUCAAGAGCCAACCUUGCCAAUCAAUGAUGAGUUGCCAAGCUUCUGUGUUGGAGACAGAGUUCUGGUGAGUAACGUACAACCAGGAACCCUAAGAUUUAAAGGACCAACCAACUUUGCCAAUGGAUUUUGGGCUGGGGUUGAACUGGACAACCCUGAGGGAAGUAAUAAAGGAACUUAUGAUGGGGUUGUGUACUUUGAGUGUCAGGAAAACCAUGGAAUAUUCGCCCCACCAGACAAGAUCUCUCGUCUUCCAGAGAAGUUUGAGGCCAGCGCGGAUACAGAAGAUAAAGAUUCUUCAUUUGAUGAUCAACUGAACAACAAACCCAAUCGCUCAGAGAAGAAGGAAGAGCAUAGAAAUCUCCAAAACAUGGAAGGACAAACAUCUGACGUAGAGUUGCAUCCCGAGAGCAAAGAACCUUCUGGUGAGCUGUUUAAACCCGACAACAAACAGCAUAACCUGGAUUCGAAUGAUAUUAACUGCAAUAUUGAGGACUUUGACAAUCGUUCACACACUCUGCUUAAUGGCAGAGGCAUCAUUCUGGAAUUUGGGGAAGCAUCAGUUGAUGACGAGGUUCCGUUCCUAAAUUAUUUGGAUAAAGGGUCGUCUAAAAAACAAAAGCAGGAUAAUGAACAAACAGCAGUCAUUUUGGACCUGUUAGAAGAGGAUGAGAAAUCCAGAGUCGACGGCCUUCCAAAAUCUACAGAUAUAUCUAUUGAGGAGGCCAGUAUUGAUACGAGAGAGGACUUGAAUAACAAAAGAUCUUUGACCACCCUUGCGGAUAAACUGGUGGAAAACUUUUUAAGUGACGCUGUGAAGCAAUUCCAGAAGAUCAAGAAAGAUAAAGAGGAGAAGUUAUCAGCUGCUAAUCAGUUGAAAAGAGACUUCAUCAAUGAAGAUGAUGGACUUAGGAGCAACAACUUUAAGUCUCAGAAUAGAUCCAACUCAAGGACAGACAACUUCCGCACUUUCUUUGAUGAAGACCAGGCAGAACUUUCAUCUCCUGAGCAUUGCAACAGACCCGAAAGCCCCUUCUUGGGUACAAGUGGACAGGAAGAGCUAGCUAAACGUCUGACGGAGCUCGAGCUGAGCCGUGAGCUCUUCGAUAGCCUCGGAGACGAUCAAGACUGGUUCGAUGAGGAUUUCGGUCUCAGUUCACGGAAACAACAACAACAGAAACAAAAACAGCAGAAAGAUGGGAUUUCUACUUCUCUGAGUUCUGGGGAGCAAGCCAAAACGCCACCGAGGCCUGAGCUUCCCUUGCAGAUGAAACAACCAGAAGAGCCCGCUAUGAUUGUUCCUCACACUGUCCCGGAUGUGAAGAAACUGGUCAGUGCAGCCACACAAGAGAUCUGGAAAAGCUGCAAGCUGGGUAAUGGUAGACCAAGUCUGGCUGGAGUACCUAAACCUCAACCUUCCAAUAAUUUUCUGGGAGAAGAUGCCAAAGCCAAUGACCAGGAAUCUCAGUGCAAACAAAGCUACAAACUGGCCGUCUUUGAUUUGUCAUGGGAGGUCAUUAAAGACAUCUAUGCAGAAGAUCCAAAAGUUGAUCAGCCACAAUGGAUGAAGCCACAUCGCCUUAAUUCCAGCUACUUCCAUCGAGUGAAAUGCCCCAAUGACAUCACGACAGUUCAGGAAUUUGUUACCACUGAGGUAUUAAAGUUGUGUGGUCUAAGAAAAGAACAGAAUCAAAAAACAGACUGGCAGAAGAUGAUCAAAUUUGGCCGUAAGAAACGAGACCGAGUUGACCACAUUCUAGUCCAGGAGUUGCAUGAGGAGGAAUCUCAGUGGGUGAACUACGACGAGGAUGAACUUUUUGUAAAGAUGCAGCUAGCUGAUGGGAUUUUUGAUGCCUUGCUUAAAGACACAGCUGACGUUCUUACGCAAAUCCAAGAGAAUCGAUCCAAAAGAACUCUCUGAUGAUGCUCUGUACAGAGAUAUCCUUUUAGGUACCUUCUGUUGUAAGCCGGGCCUUGGCAUAAACAGAUAUUUAGUGGGGAAUUCCCCUCGAGUCUGCUUCAAAGUCCAUGACAAGACAUAGUGAAUUCCAAUCACAAGGCAUCUUAUCAGCAAGUCAAAUCUUUCUGAAGAUGGUGGAGAUAUUCUCCUGAAUCCAGCUACUCGCGAUACUGUGUUAAUUGUAGAAGCUGCUUGGGUCCAAAUUCCCCAUACUGUGUCUGUUCAUCGUUGCUGCUAAAACUGGCUCUGCCAUUCUCAAGUCUCAAAACCAAGGGUCAGAUCAAAUCAGGACAGACCUGAAGACUAACAGACUUUUUAAAAAACAGUUGUUUAAUUCAUUUAGAUUGUAUCAUAAAUAUGCUUACCAUUAAAUCUAUUAAUUUAUUUAAAAGUAACAAUUGAAUUCUAAAGAAAUGUUGAAUAGUGUGUGAAGAAAAGAGAUUAUUUUACCCUUUUACGCAGCUGCAGAAGCACAAUAAGUAAAAUAUGAAUGUCAAAAUGGCAAUACAAUGUAAAGGAAUUUGAUGCAAGAUAAUGAUGAAUGCAAAUGAUAUUUAACUGUAUGCUUUGUGAAGGCAGAAAGAAACAAUGUCCUUAUGCUGUAAUGCUGUACUGACAACAGAUACAACAACCGUUACCAGAAAUGUUAUCCUAACUGUGCAGAACACGGUCAUGCUGGAUUCUAGCCUUAACAUUUGCCUUUCCCAUUUAUUUUCCCAUUCGUCCCAUUAAGUGCCUCAAUGGUUAUUUGUUUGCUCAUACAGGGGCGACAUUUCCCUUACUUCCUUUAGUGUCCUUUUGGCUUUAAUCUAGUCUUAACUCUUAUUUCUUCAUACAGUAGCUGGAUAAACCUCUAAUGCUGUAAGGUGUACAUUUCUGCCUUACUUUGUGUCCACCAUCACAACUUUUUCAAGUAAAAUGUUGUUUUUUAAGAAACAAUUGUGCAAGGAAAAGAUGAACGGUAGUAUUUGAAUCUGUCUGGCACAAGGACAAAUUGGUUUACUUUUAAGAAAAGGAAGUGUUUUACUCAUUGUGUACCUUUUGGGCUAACUUUCCAAUGGCUCAGCACAUCCGACCUGUCUUUGGAAACAGAUCUUGCUAUACUGUGAUGUACAUAUUUGUUUGUAAAUCAGUCUCCAUAAUGUUCCUGGUCUGAAUUUGUAUAAGGUUUUUAAUGAACUGUAAAACGUCCCACACCUCUCUCACAGCUGAGCCAGUCUGUCCAAUAGAGACCUGUAGAGGGUAGAUGUAGAGAAUUUUGUGGUUUGUCAUCUAUGCAGUAACCGUUUCUAAAACCCAGCAUCAAAAUGUCAAUGAUUCGAAGCAUGUCUGUGUCACCCAGCGGGCAGAGCUACUUAUAUAGGUAACGCAGAUCUCUACCUCCUUCAGAGAAUAGGCCGCUACUAAAAAUCUGUCUUCUUGGCUAUAACUCUCUGCCUUUCGGGUCAGUUAGGAUUUGUGUGGCACAAAUGGUUUGAUAAUCAGUUUCUACUUUUAAAUUGGUAGAUCAUAGAAAUGUUUUCCAUCCCUUAUGUGUAUGUAUAUUUAUAAUGAGGUAUUGUGAGAGACGGAGGUGCACUUUGUAAAUUGUUUAACCUGUGUAAAUAGUCGACUCUAAUCUCCUGUGAGUAGACUCAUGGAAGAUUGUUGUGAAAAUGGGUAUUUCCUUUUGCUUCCAUGUACAUAGAUAUAUUUGUUAACAAACUGAUUCUUUAGAAAUUGUGAAUAAAAAAUCUCAUUUCUCAGUCA